AUGGAGAGGUGGAUCACUGGCGGGGUGAAAGCAGAGAGCAUGGGACUGAGUGAGGCCAGGAUCUGCUCCAUUCUGGUUGGGGCUUGGAGGGAGAGCUCUGACAACAGAGAAAGCCCCCUGAAGUGUCAAGCUGAGAAUUUUUGGGUCCUGGAAUUUGUGGGAGCCUACAGUAUACAGUACCUGAACCAGGGCGCCUACAGUAUACAGUACCUGAACCAGGGAGCCUACAGUAUACAGUACCUGAACCAGGGAGCCUACAGUAUACAGUACCUGAACCAGGGCGCCUACAGUAUACAGUUCAAGAACGAAGACCAGACUGGGCCUUUUAAAUUCAUGCUUAUCAUCAUCAUCAUCAUCAUCAUCAUCAUCAUCAUCAUCACCGGUGUGUGUGGACGACCUGUAUACCAUGGACGUAUUGUGGGUGGCCAGGCUGCUGCUUUGGGGCGCUGGCCUUGGCAGGUCAGCCUGCAGGUUGACCAGACCCACAUUUGUGGAGGUUCCCUCAUCAGCGACCGCUGGGUACUGACGGCAGCACACUGCGUGAAAACGACUUUGUAUGCUCUUUUCUACACUGUGUGGCUUGGCUCCACGGAUGUAAACUACUCAAGUAAAGGCAAGGAAUACUAUGUGUCCAGAAUCGUCAUCUACCCCAAACAGGACGGUCUUUUAGACGGAGACGUUGCCCUGCUGAGACUGUCUUCCCGGGUCACCUUCACAGAUGUCAUUCUGCCCAUUUGCUUGCCAAAUGCCACAAAGCAGCACACACUCCCAGCUUCUUGCUGGGUGACUGGAUGGGGACAAAAUAAGGAAGGUCAUUACCCCUCUGCCCUCCAAGAAGUUGAAGUACCCCUGUUUACCAGAGAGGCCUGCGAAAAACUGUACAACCCAAUCGGCGCUUUCAUCCCAGAACUGGAGCGGGUCAUCAAGGAGGAUGCACUCUGUGCUGGCGACACUCGGGAUGAGAAGGACAGCUGCAAGGGCGAUUCUGGAGGGCCUCUUUCAUGUCACACUGAUGGUGUCUGGACCCAGAUAGGUGUGGUGAGCUGGGGUUUGGAAUGUGGCAAAAAUCUUCCUGGAGUCUACGCCAACGUGACCUACUAUCAAAAAUGGAUCAGGACCAUUAUCUCGAGAGCUCGGGGCUUGGGUGGUGACUGUACUUACGUGACUUCUUGUUCCCUACUUCUCUGGCUCUCCUGGGAUCCUCCUGAGCCUUGGCUCUAACAUGAUACCAACAGUAUAUAGAGCUGAUGCUGCUGAGGAGCUAAUGGGAUGGGAUGUGUGGAGAAUAAAGCCUUGGGCAGAGAAAUCAUAAGAGAGUCACUGAGAUUCCUGGAUGACUAGCUUCAUGAUUUUGUUUUCAAGGUUCUUGAUUUCCUCAUGUUUUAUUGGUUGGAAUGCAAACAGCUAAUAAACAAGGCUACCACUUC
This is a messenger RNA of Peromyscus leucopus (white-footed mouse), 1427 nucleotides long. It is a transcript of the gene Prss48, whose product is annotated as serine protease 48. Gene Ontology annotation, molecular function: serine-type endopeptidase activity. NCBI's taxonomy places the organism in Eukaryota, Metazoa, Chordata, Mammalia, Rodentia, Cricetidae. The record is from RefSeq and is a predicted model, not a curated record. Gene Ontology annotation, biological process: proteolysis.